UUGUGCGGCGCACUUUGAAAGAGUGUGUGUUUUGUUUGUUGAAUAAUAAGAGAAGGUACCGCAAGAUGACAAAGACGGCGCCAAAGGGGCGAAAGAAGCCGACAGGCCGCUACUUCGAUGCUGCAAUCACCGUCAAAACCGAAGAUGGAGAAGCUAAUCCAUCGAAACCAAAACGCAGACAUCAAAAAAGUUUUACAGGUGAUUUUCUCAGAAUGCAGUCGCAGGAUAAAAAUAAAGCUCUACACAAGAAUAAACGUCCUAAUGUUACUGAAAAACCAAAGAAGCAAAAGAUACCACAGGAAGUUUUAGAUAAAUAUUCACGUGGCGAUGCCGUCGACUCGAGUGGCGUCAAAACGCGCCACUUUAAGGAGAAACAGAAGCGUAAGGAGAUCUACUUGGACUAUGCCACAGAGCAGGCAGCACGAACAGAGCUUUUACUGCAGGAGACGCCUGGAAAGCUGGAGGCUGAUGAGGGGGAAAUCACAGCGGAAUAUCGUCAAUCGGAGAUUGCUGCCAAUGUGGAUCUGCAAUCGGCAGCGAAGCAUUUUUCUCUUAAGCUCGACUUUGGGCCCUACACCAUGCGCUAUACAAAGAACGGGCGACACUUGCUGCUGGGUGGGCGACGCGGUCAUGUGGCCGCCUUUGACUGGAUAACCAAGAAGUUGCACUGUGAAUUCAAUGUGAUGGAGACCGUAGCCGAUGUGCAGUGGCUUCAUGUGCCCACCAUGUACGCGGUAGCACAGAAGGAGUGGGUCUACUUCUAUGACAAGAAGGGCACCGAGCUGCACUGCGUCAAACGACUGACGCGCGUCAAUCGAAUGGACUUUUUGCCCUAUCAUUUUCUGCUGGCAGCCGGCAAUAGUGCUGGCUAUGCAUCCUGGCUGGAUGUCUCGAUUGGUGAGCUGGUGGGAAACUUUAAUACGGGCCUGGGCGAUAUACGACAUAUGCGUCACAAUCCAGCCAACGGUGUCCUCUGCAUUGGAGGCGGCAAGGGAGUUGUGUCCAUGUGGUCACCAAAAGUACGCGAACCUCUAGCCAAACUGCUCUGCCAUCCUACAGCAAUGACAGCGCUGACAGUCGAUCCGAAGGGUGAGCAUCUGGUCACCGCUGGUUUGGAUAGGCUUGUUAAGGUGUGGGAUCUCAGGCAACUGAACGAUAAGCCGCUGGCCAUCUUUAACCUUCGUCUGCCGGCCAACGAGGUCGAGGUAUCGCAGCGCGGUAUGCUGGCUCUCUCACAAGGCACGUAUUUGGAGACCUACACGGAUGUGCUCACAAGUGGCGGCACUGGCCGUAGGAACAAGCUACCCUAUUUGCGCCAGCGUUGCGAUGCGUUCGUUCAUGGCAUGCGCUUUUGUCCCUAUGAAGAUGUACUGGGCAUCUCAACAGCAAAUGGCUUCCAAUCGCUGCUGGUGCCAGGCUGCGGUGAGCCUAACUAUGAUGCGCUCGAGGACAAUCCAUUGGAGACGAGCCAACAACGUCGUGAGCACGAAGUGCAUGCAUUGUUGGAGAAGAUACCGCCAGAGUUGAUAACUCUGGAUCCACAUGAAAUAACUGGAGUAGAUGCGCCCACACUCCAGGAGAAGGUCGAUGCCAAACGGCAGCUCUUCCAUUUGAAGCCACCCCGCAUUAAUAUGAAUCCGCGCCAUAAGAUGAAGGGGCGUGGCGGCAGCGCCAAAGCAGCACGUAACAAGCAAAUAGUUAAGGAUCUAAAGCGCAAGGAGUUUAUUUCGGAGGUGCGCAAGGCCAAGAAGGACAUCAUUGCCAGUCACGCCGGUGACGGCGACAAUGCACAGCAGACGUCGGGUGAAAAGUUCAUAAAGCCAAAGGUUGUACGCUCCGUUUUGGAUCGCUUUAAGCCCAAACCUCAGAAAAAACAGAAGCCCACAAAGUGAAUAACAUAUUAGUUGUUGCUUUUAUAUAGUAAUUUGAUUAGCUAUAAAUUUAAAUAACAAAUUCCUAAUACUAAGACAGUUCGAAAUACAAAAAGUCUUUUGAAU
Molecule: messenger RNA, 1997 nt
Organism: Drosophila hydei
Lineage: Eukaryota; Metazoa; Arthropoda; Insecta; Diptera; Drosophilidae
Product: probable U3 small nucleolar RNA-associated protein 7
Exons: 2
Coding region: 66-1892 (608 amino acids)
Biological process (GO): maturation of SSU-rRNA from tricistronic rRNA transcript (SSU-rRNA, 5.8S rRNA, LSU-rRNA)
Cellular component (GO): small-subunit processome; nucleolus; 90S preribosome
Molecular function (GO): protein binding
Source: RefSeq, a predicted model, not a curated record